Molecule: messenger RNA, 672 nt
Organism: Ostreococcus lucimarinus CCE9901
Lineage: Eukaryota; Viridiplantae; Chlorophyta; Mamiellophyceae; Mamiellales; Bathycoccaceae
Exons: 2
Biological process (GO): apoptotic DNA fragmentation
Cellular component (GO): mitochondrial inner membrane; nucleus
Molecular function (GO): RNA endonuclease activity; nucleic acid binding; single-stranded DNA endonuclease activity
Source: RefSeq, a predicted model, not a curated record
GCGACGGUGCACUCUAAAAAAUCAUACGCCCACGCCUUCGACGGGCGCACGCGCAAUCCGCGGUGGGUGAUGGAGAAGAUAACCCCCGACACGCUCGCCGGACCGGGAACGCGGAAGAAAUCGGACUUUUACGAGGACGAGGAGGUGUCCUGGAAGCAUCGCUCUAGACUCGACGCGUUUCGCGGAAGCGGAUACGAUAGGGGACAUUUGGUCGCGGCGGCGGAUCAAAAGGGAAGUCAGGAAGAAAUGGACGCGACGUUUGCGCUAUCAAACAUUUCGCCGCAAAUCGGUCCAGGAUUCAAUAGGGAUUUUUGGGCAAAGUUCGAGCAAUUUGUGCGAGACGCGGCGAGCGAAUCGUCGUCGAAAGCCGCUUACGUAGCCACGGGGCCGCUCUUCUUGCCGAGCCAGAGAGUAGAGGGUGGGAGUCUACCUAGGCCCACGGAGUGGGAGAUGCGAUAUCCAAUGCUUGGCGAGCCGCCAGCGAUGAUGGCGGUACCGACGCACUUCUUCAAAGUCAUCUUGGUGGAAGGAAAGGACGAUACCGUAUCAUGUGCGGCGUUCGUUCUUCCGAACGCGCCGAUACCAAACAACUUUCCUUUGCGACGUUUCGUCGUUCCUUUGACUGAUCUCGAAGUUGUGAGUGGUCUUGAAUUCUUUAAACGUGGAUUAGCC